Messenger RNA from Linum trigynum, 4575 nucleotides. The record is from the annotation of a GenBank genome assembly. NCBI's taxonomy places the organism in Eukaryota, Viridiplantae, Streptophyta, Magnoliopsida, Malpighiales, Linaceae.
AAAUUCAUCUCACCUUAUGCAUAACCCACCUAUCAUAUUUAGUAGAGUUAUGAGCAAUUUUUUAGCAUUUCAAAUUUUCUCUAGAGAAAGGAAGUAGGAAGGAUAAAUUUAUCUUUACAAUUAUUUGUCUUAUUCAUAGGAAAAAAAAUACAUCAAUCCUAGGAUUCGAGCCAUGGUUUCUUCAAAAAUGGACAUGAAUCAUUAAUUUUUACCCUAAACAAAUUUUAUGUAUAUUUUUAAACUAAAACCAUAUAGAAACCUAAAAUUCUAAGAACAUAUGACUUUUCGAUGACGAUUAAGUGGCCCAUUAACUCUUCUUUAAGUACUUUUUUUAUGUUUGAUAUUUUAAUUAUUUAAUUUGAUUUUAACAAUUAAAUUUAGCUAUUGGAUAGAAAUACACAUAAUAAAUAUUUUUAAACCUUAACUUGUACAUUGUAAAUACGUCAUAUUCAAAUGACAUUUAGAUGAUGGGUCGGGCGAACACCAAACUACCGUCCAAACUAGUAUUAGGGAAGAGAGAAAACAAAAGAAUAGAGCCUUAGUUCAGAAGAAUAGAGCCUUAGUUCAGGUUCAGUUAAUGAAACCAGAUGGAGAAUUAAGUUUUUUCUCAGAAAAGUUAAGUUUUUUCUCUCUGACCUAGAGAGCUUCUUCUGUCUUUUCACUGUCCCUCAGUGGUGACGUUUCCUCUUCCAACUUUCCUCGAGACGGAUCAUAUCCCUGGUGAUUCGCAAUCUCUUCUCUCGUCUCUGUCCUUAAUCUCUGCCCCUUCUCUGGGAUUGUCUCCUUCCUCCUUUCUGUCUGUGUGCUAUUUCGGUUCCCUGCUUGGUUGUUCCUCAGUGAGUGUUCCGCUCCGUGGUUUCUUUCUGUUCCUGCUGACGUUUCAGUACCUUCUGGCCCUUGUUCUGAUCUUUUUCUUCUUGGAGUCUACUCUGUAGUCCUACCUGCAAUUUUCAAGGCGAACGAGUUAGUUGAUAAACUGUCUGGGAUUGAUCUUACGGAAGAUGAGGAAGCUUUUAUUAGCUUUGAAGAUACGGUUAAAACGAAAGGAGUUGAAGAAUCAAUAAAAGAACUUGGUUUGGUUGGCAAAGUUAUUAAAGGCAAUCUUCCCUCAGGAAGGAUUCUGAUAAGAUUCUGAGUGAAGCCUAGAAGCUGAAAAAGGAUUUCGAUAUUCAAGCAACAAAGGAAAAUAUCUUACGACUACAAUUUUACUGUUAUGGGGAUAAGAAUAACGUCCUGUUUGGAGGACCUUGGCAUCAAGAAAGGCAACUGUUGAUUUUCAAAGAAGUUCCUCCGGAUCUGGAUAUAUCGAAGGUUGAGUUCUGUUGGGCGGAUUUCUGGGUUCGUAUAAGAAAAUUUCCCCUAAAUAUGAGAAAUCUGCAAAUGGCAGAAAAGGUUGGAUCCAUGUUUGGCAAAUUUGUCCGAUGGGAUGAAUUAUACUCUGGAGUUAGCAGCGAUUAUAUGCGAAUCAGGGUGUCUAUUUCGACUCAGAAACCUUUGAGAAGAGUGGUCAAGAUGCAGAGUAAGGAAGGCCCUAUCUCUUAUAGGGUUGGCUAUGAGAGACUCCCCAUCUACUGUUUUAAAUGUGGCACUCUAGGCCAUCUGAGAAAAUCAUGUCCUUCGGCACAUAACGAAGAAGUAGAUAAAAAUGAUCCUUAUGGAUCCUGGCUGAGAGCUGAGUCCCCUCUAAAGAAGCUUUCCCUUAAGGAAAAAGAAAAAUCCCAUCAAUUGUCUAAACUAUGGGAAGAGGUUCAAGCUGGUAAAGCUAUGGAAAAGAAGAAGGUAAAAGACCAACAGGAAUCGAUUACGGAGGCUGAGAAACUAUCAGAGGAUUUGCUGGUCAUUUCUAUUAAUGAUUCUGGUACAGUUCCUGUCAUGAAUCCUAAUGAAGAACAUAAGACUCAAGAUUUAACUGGAGAGCAGGAACCAGUUCCCCCUGGAUUACAAAUUGAUACUACCUCUCAAUCUGCUGGGAAUAAACAGGUGACAAAGCUCGGUAGAAAGUGGCAUAGAAUUGAAAGAAGGGGUCUUGAGGGUCAAUCCAGUGACCUUGCUAGAUUGGAGUUUGGAAAACGGGGUGCUCUUGAUGAUAUGGAUAUUGAUGAGAACCAGGUGGGUGAAAAGCGUCAGAAAGACUUCUCUUACUCUAUUGUGGAUGGCGAAGUGGCGGACCUUGUCAAGGAGCAAGGCCGCUGAGUCCAAUGAAGCUUCUGAGCUACAACUGCCGAGGUUUGGGCAGCACCUCGGCAGUUGCUAAAUUAAAAAGAUUGGUCCAAAAACAACAACCUGAUAUUAUCUUUCUGAUGGAAGCUCGUAAAGAUGAGAGUGGAUGGCAAGAAAUUCAACGUAAGCUUGGUUUCUCUGGGGGGGGGGGGUGUGGUGUGGCUGCAAGUAAUGAUGAGGGCUGGAAGGCAGGGGGCCUCAGCCUCUUUUGGAAUAGAGAGUUUUCUGUGCUAAAAGUUUCCUCCUCACUCCACCAUAUUGAUGCUAUUGUAACUAGCGAGGAUGGAAUGAAAAGUGGAGAUUAACCGGUUUCUAUGGAUGGGCUGAACAUGAUGAAAGAUUCAAUUCGUGGAACUUGCUUAGAGACCUAAAUAAUGGAUGUUACUUACCAUGGGUCUGUAUUGGUGAUUUCAACGAAGUCCUGUCUGGAAAUGAAAAAAGAGGUGGUAGACUCAUUGAUGAAAGCCACGCCAUGGAGUUUAGGGAAGCUCUUGAUGAAUGUGGUCUCCUAGAUUGUGGCUUUAAUGGCUACCCUUUACAUGGGAGAAUAACAGGGCAAAUGAAGGAUUCAUUGAGGAACGACUAGAUCGUUGUGUGGCCAGUUGGGAUUGGAAGACCUGCUACCCUAAUCACCAAGUGAUCCAUCUCGAUAGAUGUGGUUCUGAUCACUCUCCUAUCUUGCUUUAUACAGAAGGGAGGGAUGAGGAAGAAAUUAAGUGGGGCUGGUACUUUCGAGUGGAAUCCUUUUGGCUUAAGGACCCUGAAAGUGCUGAAAUUGUGAACAGGGCGUGUAACACAAAUGCUAAUGAGGAUCUGUUAUCUAUUCUCUCAAAAUGCAGAGCGGAUCUGCUGAGUUGGAGUAGAAGGAAGUUUGGAGAUACUAAAAAGAAGAUUGAGAGGAUUGAAAACCUUCUCAAAACUUUCAAGUUCAAACCUAAGACUGAGUUGGUGAUUGAACAGAGAAGGGCUUUGGAAAAGGAAAGAAGUGAGCUCAUCCUCCAAGAAGAGGAAUUGUGGAAACAGAGAUCCAGAAUUGACUGGUUAAGAGGGGGAGAUAAGAACACUAAAUUUUUCCAUGCUAAGGCCACUGCCAGGCGUAAGAGAAAUACUAUUAAGAUGCUGAGAAAUGAGCAGGGCAGGUUAUACAAAGGGCAAAGAGAAGUAUCUUCAUGUAUUCUUGAUUUUUACAGGGAACUUUUCAAAAAGGGUCAAAUCCCUAACUCGAACCAAGUUGUUCAAGCUCUAGAAAGAAAAGUAACUUCAUCUAUGAACAACAAGCUUCUGAGAACUGUUUCUCCUGAGGAAAUUAAGCUGGCUCUUGAUCAAAUGGGGCCUUCUAAAGCUCCUGGGUCUGAUGGUUUCUCUGCAGGCUUCUUUCAAAAGAAUUGGAAUACUAUUGGCCCCUAAGUGAUAGAGACUGUCCUGAAUUUCUUCACUCAUGGGACUCUCCCUAGUGAGCUUAACCACACUCUUAUAGCCCUAAUCCCUAAGGUCAAAGUUCCUAAUACUGCUAGGGAUUUCAGGCCUAUUAGCCUCUGCAGAGUGAUUUAUAAAAUCAUUUCUAAAGUUCUAGCUAACAGGUUAAAGCUGAUUCUGGAUGAUUUAAUCUCUGAGGAACAAAGUGCUUUUGUUCCGGGAAGGUUUAUUACUGAUAAUGUGAUUGUGGAUUUUGAAUGUUUUCAGUAUAUGAAGAAAAGGGAGAAGGCAAGGGAUGGUUUUUUUGCUGCAAAACUCAAUAUGGCCAAGGCCUAUGAUCGAGUGGAAUGGGAUUUUUUGGAGCAAGUGAUGCUAAAACUCGGUUUUGAUGAAAGGUGGGUCAGUUUGGUGAUGAAGUGCAUCUCUACAGUUUCCUAUUCUAUCUUGGUGAAUGGGCAUAAGACUGAGAGUUUUUCCCCUUCUAGGGGUCUUAGACAGGGAGACCCCUUGUCUCCCUACCUCUUCCUGUUAUGUGUUGAAGGUCUCACUGCUCUGAUCAAGAAGGCUGAGAAGGAGGGAAAACUAAAUGGGAUCAAAAUAAGAAGGAAGGCGCCCACUAUCUCCCAUUUUCUAUUUGCAGAUGACUGUGUCAUCUUUGGCAAAUCAAUCCUAAGGGAGUGUGAUCAACUCAAGGAGAUUUUGGAUACCUAUACUAAGGAAUCGGGUUAGCUGAUAAACUUAUCCAAAUCAGAGUUAUCUUUUAGUAAGAAUGUGAAAGUAAGCAGGAAAUUGGAAAUUUGUGGAACUUUUGGAAUCAAAGAAGUGGACAAACACUCUAAAUAUCUUGGAUUGCCUACUGUGGUGGGAAGAUAAAAAAAGAGGCUAUAUUUGAGGAAGUUAAAGAGAGAGUUCGUUAAAAACUAAAAGAUUGGAAGAGUA